This is a messenger RNA of Dalotia coriaria, 3397 nucleotides long. RefSeq names its product GRAM domain containing 1B (gene GramD1B). The transcript has 10 exons. The record is from RefSeq and is a predicted model, not a curated record. Lineage: Eukaryota; Metazoa; Arthropoda; Insecta; Coleoptera; Staphylinidae. The coding region runs from base 390 to 2633 and encodes 747 amino acids. Gene Ontology annotation, molecular function: sterol transfer activity; sterol binding. Gene Ontology annotation, biological process: intracellular sterol transport. Gene Ontology annotation, cellular component: plasma membrane; endoplasmic reticulum-plasma membrane contact site; endoplasmic reticulum membrane.
AGAUAAAUUAAGGUAACCAAACGCAAGAUAGAUGCCGUAAUGGUAGCACUAGUCGAGCCAGUCCGUCAAGUGUCACCCAACAUACAUUCUUAUCGCGGUUUAUCAAUAAGCAGCAGUCAUGAGUAUUCAUGUCGAAAAAACUAGUUUUAAGGUCUUGCUACCACAUUCACGAGGAUAGUUUGCGUGCCAAAUAGCAAUCAAUUAGCGUCCAAUUAUAAACGCACUACAAUGACCUUUAUCGCAUCGACGACUGUUCGUUAGUAAGUGAUCGCGAUUUGCGUUGACUAGCACUCACAAAGUCAUUAGGAAUUAAGAAUAUCAAUGUGCAAUCAACCACCUGAGACGACAAUGCAUUCGCUCGUAAUACUCACCCGUUCGUCCUAUUGAAGAUGACAUUAUUCGCACUUAACAUGUCCAAUGAUAACAGAUCGAAUAGUCCCAACACAAGUCCGAGGAAUAGCCCACGACCAUCACCACGGCCACAGCACAAGCGCGAGCACGCUAAGAGCGACACUUAUCUUAGUGUGAAUCUCAAGGAGUGUAAUAGUAGUCAAAGCAUGCCAAGAAAUGAUCAUUCACCUGUGAGUCCUGAACAUAAAGAUCUUCCAAACUCUGCAAGCACUGGAGUGAAAAACGGUGCGGAAAUAUCACCUGCAUCGGAUGCCAAAUCCGAAAGCACCAGCUCCAGUGGUAAGCAGAAGAAAGAGGGCAGAGGGAAGAAGAAACCUGCCUGGUACAAUGUCCUUCUUUAUCCUACAUAUAAGAGCCGGUCAGAAGAUUUCAAACACAUUUUUAAAGAUGUGCCAGAUGACGAGCGGCUCAUAGUUGAUUAUUCGUGCGCGCUGCAAAAGGAAAUUCUAGUACAGGGGCGGUUGUAUGUGACGCAAAACUUCCUCUGCUUCUACGCGAAUAUCUUCGGGUGGGAAACGAACGUCACGCUUAAGUGGAAGGAUGUGACGGCAAUGACCAAAGAGAAGACUGCGCUUGUAAUACCAAAUGCGAUUCUUAUUGCAGUAAGCAGCGAACGAUUCUUUUUUACCAGUUUCGUAGCGCGUGAGAAGGUCUACCUGAUGCUAUUUCGCGUCUGGCAGAACGCACUUAUGGGACGGCAAAUGAAUCAAACCGACAUGUGGCAGCUCGUGCACAAUUCAUACGGCGCUGAGUUGGGUCUGACAUCCGAUGACGAGGAUUACAUCGCGCCGGGAACUGAAGACGAUAAGAUGUCGAAGAUAUCUGCAGAAUCUUACUCCGAGGAUUGUAGCAACAGUAACCUGGAUGCACAUAGCGAAUCGGGAGUGGUCGAUCACAAACCUGAGGAGGAGAAUAAAACUCAACCGAUAAAUAUUGUUAAGAAUGAUGAUCGCGAACGGGAUCGUCCUGAGGCGCCCGUUAAAGAAAAACUCCUUAAACACGAUGAGAAGUCCAUGCCUACAGACAUGUCCGACAAUACAUCCGACUCUGACCGUGAUAAAGAAAGGGCAAUAUCAAAGUCAUUAUCUCCCACGCCCAGAAGUAGCCAUGAUCUUGAGUCCUUUCCUAAUUUCCUUACCCCCGAUCCAAGUCGAUCGUCCAGUGACGAGACAUUAUACCCAGUGUGCACGGCUCUUCAUGAGGGUAGACAACUGCUGAACGAAGUGAUUCCCAUCCACGUGGACCAAUUGUUUACGCUGCUUUUUACAAAUAGCAAAUUUUGGUUGGAUUUUCAUGCGUCGCGGAAAACCACAGACCUAACACAAACUACGUGGAUACACAAUGCCAAGGAUAAUACCAAAAGUCGUGUUAUGUCGCUUACAUUAGCGCUGAACCAACCUGUCGGGCCUAAAACUGCGCAAGUCACUGAAACGCAGGUCAUGAUUCCUUGCAGCAAAGCAGGACGUUUAUACUCCAUUGAUGCAGAGACUGUCAACGCAGGUGUUCCGUAUGCAGAUUCGUUCUGCGUGCUUGUGCACUAUUGUAUUCACAGGGUAUCAGAAAAUCAGACUUCUAUCGCCGUAUACGGUCAAAUCAAGUAUAAAAAGUCUGUUUGGGGUUUAGUCAAAGGUAUGAUUGAAAAGAAUUGUUGGUCGGGCCUCGAAGAUUUCUACGCAUGUCUAAGCAAAGCGUUAUUAAUUGAAGCUGAAGAGUACGCAACUCCUGCAGUAAAAAGAAAAUCGCGUCGGCGACGCCGUCAACACAGUAUUCGAGCUCCGAUUGCGGACGAUCUGCGCCCACCUCGCUGUUCUUUGGCAAGAACUCGCGGCGUUUCGACACGCCGUCAGGUCCAGUCAACAUUCGCCACCAGCGUUGUCUUUGCUGUGCUGGUACUCCUCGUCAUUUUGAAUGUAUUUCUAUAUUAUAGACUGUGGUCUUUAGAAGGAACGACACCACCCUCCGUUCUUGAUUUACAAGUAUUAAAGGAUCCGCCGAAAAACCACGAUGAUUGGAUAAAGCUUCUUCAGAAACAGGAAACAUUGCAUACAGUCGAGAUGCAAAAGUGGCAACAACUAUUGAAAACUGCAAUCACUCUCCUCAAACAAACGGAGGAAUCUUUGCUGGAAUUACAAAAAUCUAUUCAUCCGAAUUAUACGAAAAAGAUGCUCUCGAUUAUCGAAAGCCACAAAGGCGGCGGGCCGAUCGCCAGGGAUGAUAUGUAAACAUUUAACUUAAUCCCACCACCCGCACACACCUAUACCUGACCUGACAUUUACGACUUAAAUAACUGUUAACUACCACGCUACCAAACCCCCGAUGAUAUACCAAAUACACUAAUUUAGGUGCGCCAAGCAACGGGUUAUGCAUGUGUUAACUGUCGUCAGAUAUGUACGAGCACAACUCGCGCUAUUCUGUCAUUAGUCUACUCUAUUGUGAUCAUAAAGUAAGUAAUAUUUGUCUAAAGUCUACGUCUAGGAAAAUGUACAUUAUUGGUGCACUUUUUUGGUCAUCGUUGUUAAUUGUUUUUAUUAAGUAUUUAUCACACUGCGGCGCGCGGUGUCACGGUCCCAUAACUGAAACGACGAUGCAUUUCGGGCCCGGCACCGCGCGCGCCACGAAACAUAUUGUGCUAGUUACAUUCUUGUUUAUAAAUUAAAAAUUUUAUUGAUUCCUGUUUACUACUUACGAAAUAUUUCUGUACAAAACAAAACUCUAUUUACACGCAAAUUAAUGAAUUUAAUGGCGAACACAUAAAUUAUAUACGAAUUUAUCUGUGGAAAGAAGUAUAUUCGAUGUGAGUCGACGCGACGGCGUUGAGCUUCAUCAAAGCCUCGAGCAUUUUUAUCUGUGUAUUUAUUAGCUGUAAUUAGAGAGCAUUUGCUUUAUUGAGCUCUACGCCGUCUCGCUGACAUGUAGUACUACAACAAAGUGUUUUGUUAGAGAGAAAAUGAAAAAGGAAGACAUUAUACACACCGUGACCUUGCGC